UUUAUCUGUAUGUUACUGUGAUUCAUUCUUCCAUGAGUUCAAUCCUGUCAUGUUUCUCUUCUCCAGGCAGUGUCUACUGGUAUGGACCUGCAGACUCUAGCCAAAGCCUCCAAAGGGGACUGCUGGUCCCGACCCAGACUGUGUCACAUCAGCAGACACCUGGAGCAUGGCCUGGGGAUGACCAUUGUCCCAGUCCAAGGUCAGAAGGGUCAGUACAUGGUGAGGACAGUGACUGAUGGUCCAGCAGAGAAAGCUGGUGUCUGCACUGGAGACAGACUGAUCUGGCUCAACGGAGUCAUGGUGUCAACACUCACACAUUCCACUCUCAACAGAAUUGUGAAGAAGAGUGGGGACUCAGUGACAGUGCUGGUCAUUGACAGUGAAAGUGAGUCUUGCAAUGUCAGGAGGAAGAUGCCCAUUCUGCCUGUGGUGUCAGAAUGCUGCAGCCUCCCUCACACUGCCAAAACCAUGCAUCUGGUUAAAGGGCACGAUGGAUACGGCUUCCUGCUGAAACAAGAGAAGCUGGCAGGCACUCAACUGAAAGUUCAUGUGCUGAGGGAGGUGGAUGUGGGAAGUCCAGCUGAGGGGGCACAGAUGGAGGAUGGAGACCUGCUGCUAGCUGUCAAUGGGAAACCUGUUGAGUCUAUGGAGCAUGAGAACAUUGUCAGAGAGAUUAGACAAAGUGGUGAUAAAGUCACCCUCACCUCUAUAUCUUUACCAGGAAGAGACUUUUACAGAAAGGCAUUUCUCCCCUAUUAUUCCAUGACAAAUCUCCACUCCAGGAUGACAGGCAGCAGACAGCAGAUGGAUGUCUGUCAUAUCCCACAGUGUGUGUUCAGGAAAGGGAGGAGACAGGCUCUGGUUUUCACUCAGACUGUGUCCCACUCAGUCAGGAACUUUAACCACACAGCUCAUUCUGACUGGCUCCUCUCCAUCCUCUGGCUGGGUAGAAAGACCAUUCAAGUGCACCCUGAUGGAUGCAUAAGAGCUGCUUCCAUCACUGUCACCGACAAGUCAUAUAUUGUUCCUGUGGCUCGUGUGGUUCCUCUACAUCAGUUGAGUGAUGAGGAAAAGGAUGUCCAUUCAGACAACUAGGAAGGCUUUUCUCCUGUUUCAAAUGCCACAUAUGACCUCACCUCAUUGGGAAUAACUGAAAAGUGAAGCCCUCAGAAAAAAAAUAAUAUGUGGACACAGCAUAUGACCCCCAGACUUUGUUUUAUUGACAGUAUACUGCUUACUGACAGUGUACUUCUACUUCUAAUUCUACUUCAGAGGAAAACAUAGGACCACUACAUUUACCUGACAGAGACAUAUUACUGGUUACAUUGCAGAUUAAGAUUUUACCCACAAAAUAAAACAAUUCAAAUAUGAUGCAUUAUUAUUCAAUAAACUGUCCAGCAUUAUAUUACAGUUGUUGGGAUUCACAGGACCACAGAUGAUUUGUCAUUUGGUAAAAUCUAAACUGGUCAUUUAAAGGCUUCCUUCUCUGCAUGCUCUUUGAUCUCCAAACAAAGACAGCUA
This is a messenger RNA of Epinephelus lanceolatus (giant grouper), 1521 nucleotides long. Lineage: Eukaryota; Metazoa; Chordata; Actinopteri; Perciformes; Serranidae. The record is from RefSeq and is a predicted model, not a curated record.